AUGCUUAAGAUAUUCGGACUCUUUAAAAAAAAUGGUGCAAGUCCAUAUCCACCAGAACUUGAAAAACGGUACAAAAUUUCAAAGAAUGUUCUUGGUGUUGGCUCCUUUGCCAUUGUAAAAGAAUGUACGGAUAAAGAAACAGGAGAGAAUUAUGCAUUGAAAAUUAUCGCAAAGAAAGUAAUAAAAAGUAAGGCUCAAGGAAAAGAGACCAUGCUUACUACCGAGCUUAAUAUUCUCAAACAAAUUCAGCAUGAGAACCUUGUAAGACUACAUGAUCUAUAUGAAACGAAAGAUGGGGUUUAUAUUGUAACCGAUCUUGCAAGAGGUGGUGAACUAUUUCAACAACUCUUAUUGAAAGGAUCUUAUACGGAAAAAGAUGCUGCCAGUCUGGUGCGACAAAUAUUAAAAGGUGUAGAAUAUUUACACGAGAAUGGUAUAGUACAUAGAGAUUUAAAGCCAGAAAAUCUUCUUUUCAAGGAUAAACUAGAGGAUUCAAUACUGAUGAUUACAGAUUUUGGACUUUCCAAAAUUUUAACGAAAACUGAUGAUGUAUUGAUGACGGCUUGUGGUACUCCAGGUUAUGUGGCUCCAGAAGUACUUUUGCAAAAAGGUUAUAAUAAGCCAGUAGAUCUUUGGAGUAUUGGUGUAAUCACUUAUACUAUGUUAUGUGGAUAUCCACCAUUUUAUGGGGAAAAUCAAGCCGAGUUACUUCAAUCCAUCAUGGCUGGAAAAUAUGAUUAUGAAGAAGAAGAUUGGUGUGAUAUAUCUGAUGAUGCAAAAGAUUUGAUUGAUAAAUUAUUAUGUUAUGACCCACUAAAAAGAAUCACUGUAAAAGAAGCCCUUCAACAUAAUUGGUUCAUGUCAGCGGCAGAUGUAAAUCUUCUCGAUACUGUACGAAAAAAUCUUUCACCAAAAGAUGCUUUUAAAAGAGCUGUUCGUCUUGUUCAAGGUGUGAAUCGUUUACAAAGAUUAUCAAAAAUUAAGCAUCAAGAUGGUAAUGAUACCAUCAUGCAAGAGCAGGUUGUUACCAUCAUGCAAGAGCAAGUGGUUACCGAAAGUGG
Molecule: messenger RNA, 1061 nt
Organism: Racocetra persica
Lineage: Eukaryota; Fungi; Glomeromycota; Glomeromycetes; Diversisporales; Gigasporaceae
Source: the annotation of a GenBank genome assembly